This is a messenger RNA of Aspergillus fijiensis CBS 313.89, 852 nucleotides long. RefSeq lists its product as uncharacterized. NCBI's taxonomy places the organism in Eukaryota, Fungi, Ascomycota, Eurotiomycetes, Eurotiales, Aspergillaceae. The transcript is spliced from 2 exons. Bases 204 to 515 code for a protein of 103 amino acids. The record is from RefSeq and is a predicted model, not a curated record.
CUGAGAAUGACGCCUGGCGCAUGCAGAGAGAUAUCCAGACUUUACUUCGUUAGUCACUAAGGUUCUAUAGCCUUCCGGCAUACCUCAUCUUAAAUAUCGGCAGCGCCAUUCAGGUAUAUAUGCCUACCAUUUCUGCCUCUGCAACGUAGCGACAAAGUCUUGUCAUACCUUAACCAGCGUCAAGUCGUCCAAUCCCACACACCAUGUCAACCGAGACUCGUUAUCAACCACCACCCGGGCCGCCUCCGAGCCACCCUGAAUACAGCGCACCGCCUUCGGCACCGCCACCGCCCGGUCCGCCCAACAACACUUAUUACCCCCCGGCCUCGGGUUAUCCCCCUGUCUCGGGCUAUCCGGCUGGAGCUGCACCGCCACAGUCCAUGCAGUACUCGGCUCCGCUGCCGCCGCAACAGCCUGCUCCAGCCACACAGAAAAACAUAAGCGGAGAGGAGGAAUGCUGCGCAGGGUUACUUUCAGCGUUCGCGUGCUGUUGCUGUCUGGAUUUACUGUUGUGAUCGCUGUCGAAUUGAGAGGGUGGACACUCGCUCGGGCAAGUGGGUCUUUCGGGUGGCUUGUCAGUGGCUUGUCACCUUGUGAAUAUCUGCAUUCUGCAUUCUGCAUAGAGGCGGCAUAUGCGAGGUGUCGAGGACAGAUGCGAGUAAAUGAGAGCAAGCAUGUGAUUAUAGUUUUUGCAGGGAUACAAUGCACAAACGCAGACCGUAUAAUAUCAAUUGGCCGGAUGGUGUAGUUGGUUAUCACGUAUCGUUAACACCGAUAAGGUCCUGGGAUCGAGCCCCAGUCUGGUCAUUCUUUUUUGCUUUGGCUCUUCUGCUCUCGCAGAACCAAGAUGCC